Messenger RNA from Onychostoma macrolepis, 2846 nucleotides. It is a transcript of the gene capn1a, whose product is annotated as calpain 1, (mu/I) large subunit a. Gene Ontology annotation, cellular component: cytoplasm. Gene Ontology annotation, biological process: proteolysis. The record is from RefSeq and is a predicted model, not a curated record. Gene Ontology annotation, molecular function: calcium-dependent cysteine-type endopeptidase activity; calcium ion binding. NCBI's taxonomy places the organism in Eukaryota, Metazoa, Chordata, Actinopteri, Cypriniformes, Cyprinidae. The transcript has 22 exons. Bases 307 to 2421 code for a protein of 704 amino acids.
ACUUAUUUAUAUACCGUAUUGUUUUUAUGUCUGUUAGAAAAGCUCGAGGCUUGCUUGGGACCCUCUCAAAUCCACCAUAAUUUGGAUAUGGACCCGUUAUUUGUAAAGCAUUUGACCGGUUUGUCGAGACAAGUGCACUUGUCUGUCUCAGUGUUUAUCGCCCCGCCUCCUCUGGACUCACACACACACACACACACACACACACACUGAAGCUCUAAUAGUGUUUUGCGUAUCUUUCGGGAGAUAUAACUGUAUAUAUCUGACAUCUCCCUCACAGAAGAGACUGACAGGACCGCAGCUGCAAGCAUGUUCACAUAUGGAGGAAUCUCGGCACAGAUCAGUGCUAACAGGCUACAGGCAGAAGGCGUGGGCUCUUUUGAGCAGGCUUUACACUUCCAGAACCAGGACUUUGAGGCACUCAAACAGGAGUGUUUGGAAGGAGGCUACCUGUUUGAAGACCCCUGCUUCCCCGCCGAACCACCCUCUCUAGGCUUCAAAGAACUUGCCCCAAAUUCCUCCAAAACCUGUGGUGUGGAGUGGAUGCGUCCUACGGAGCUCUGUGAUGAUCCUCAGUUCAUUGUGGGUGGAGCCUCACGGACAGACAUCUGUCAAGGAGCUCUGGGUGACUGCUGGCUCCUCGCUGCUAUAGCCUCGCUGACUCUUAAUGAAAGACUCCUCCACAGGGUCAUCCCUCAUGGCCAGACUUUUCAGGAUGACUAUGCUGGAAUCUUCCACUUUCAGUUCUGGCAGUUUGGUGAGUGGGUUGACAUUGUGAUUGAUGAUCGGCUCCCGGUCAGAGACGGAGAGCUCAUGUUUGUCCAUUCAGCAGAGGGAAAUGAGUUCUGGAGUGCCUUGGUUGAAAAAGCCUAUGCUAAGCUAAAUGGCUCUUAUGAAGCUCUCUCUGGAGGAUCCACUACUGAGGGUUUUGAGGAUUUCACCGGAGGGGUUUCAGAGAUGUACGAGCUCCGGAAGGCUCCAAGAGACCUGUACCGAAUCAUCAGCAAAGCCCUGGAGAGAGGCUCCCUGCUGGGCUGCUCUAUUGAUAUCACCAGUGCCUUUGACAUGGAAUCUGUGACGUUCAAGAAACUGGUUAAAGGUCAUGCUUACUCAGUGACUGCUCUCAAACAGGUGGAAUUUAGGGGUCAUACAGAGAGGCUAAUCCGCAUUCGUAACCCAUGGGGUCAGGUCGAAUGGACGGGGGCCUGGAGCGACAACUCCUCUGAAUGGGAUGAAAUUGAUCAGUCUGAGAAGGAUGACUUGCACUUACAAAUGGAGGAUGGAGAGUUCUGGAUGUCGUUCAGUGAGUUUUUGCGGCAGUUCUCCAGGCUGGAGAUUUGUAAUCUGACCCCUGAUGCUCUGAGUGAUGAUGACCUGAGCCACUGGAACACCAUCAAGUUUCACGGUGCCUGGCGGAAAGGCAGUACCGCAGGAGGCUGCCGAAACCAUCCCAACACAUUCUGGAUCAAUCCACAGUAUAAGAUCACAUUGCUGGAGGAAGAUGAUGACCCAGAGGAUGAAGAACUGGCCUGCAGCUUCCUGGUGGCUUUAAUGCAGAAAGACCGCAGACAGUACCGCCGCCACGGACAGGACAUGCACACCAUCGGCUUUGCUAUCUAUGAGAUUCCUGAAGAGUAUGCAGGCUGUCAGAACGUUCACCUUAAAAAGGACUUCUUCCUGACACACUCAUCGUCUGCCCGCUCUGAGACCUUCAUCAACCUGCGAGAGGUGAGCACUCGUCUCCACCUGCCUCCCGGUGAAUACAUCAUCGUCCCCUCCACCUUCGAACCCAGCAAAGAGGCAGAUUUUGUCUUACGAAUCUUCACUGAAAAGCAGUCACAGACAGAGGAGUUGGAUGACGAGAUUUCAGCUGACCUGGAGGAUGAGGCAGAAAUUACAGAGGAUGAUAUUGAUGACUCUUUCAAGUCCUUGUUUGCCCAGCUGGCUGGAGAGGAUAUGGAGAUAUCUGUCCGUGAACUCAGGACUAUUCUCAACAGAGUAGUGUCCAAACAUAAGGAUCUAAAGACAGAUGGCUUCAGCAUGGAGUCCUGCAGAACUAUGGUCAACCUCUUGGAUAAAGAUGGUAGUGCACGGUUGGGUUUAGUAGAGUUUCAGAUCCUCUGGAACAAAGUAAGGAAGUUACUGGGGAUCUUCAGAGAGUUUGAUAUUGAUAAAUCAGGGACUAUGAGCUCUUAUGAGAUGCGUCUGGCUGUAGAAUCAGCAGGCUUUAAGCUCAAUAACAGACUCAACCAGAUUCUUGUAGCCAGAUACGCUGAGAACGAGGUCAUCGAUUUUGAUAACUUUGUCUGCUGCUUGAUCAAACUGGAGACCAUGUUCAGAUCUUUUCAGCAGCUGGACAAAGAUGGAACAGGAACGGCUGAGAUGAACCUAUCUGAGUGGCUCUUCAUGACCAUGUGCGGCUGAGGUAGACCAUUUCAUGAACGUCCAACUCAAGAAGCUGCUGCAAAGUGCCUCAAUGCUGAACUCCUCGUGCAACAAUCCCACUAUAACCUCAUUAGAAUAAAGUGCUACUAGUUUUUUAAAAAUUUAUUUUUCACUCAAUAUUACAUAUUGCAGUUACACUACAAAGAAAACCCCUCUAGUGUGAAACACAAGAAAGAGGACCUCCACUCACCGCUGCUGUAAUGACUGAUGGAAUGGCUGAGAAACAUCAUGUGCAUGGGAUAAAUAUCAAAUGAGCUUCAAGUUUUGUCCUAACAGAAGACCGACCUUUAUUUCAAAAGGCUGUCUAUGAAUGCCAUAGGGGGAAAAAAAUAAAUCACAGCACUGCAUGUUCUCCUAUAAGGUGAACUUAUGCAUCCUAUUAAAAAAGCUUUAGAUGCACAAUG